This is a messenger RNA of Oreochromis aureus, 3362 nucleotides long. RefSeq names its product membrane-associated ring finger (C3HC4) 7 (gene marchf7). Gene Ontology annotation, molecular function: zinc ion binding. The coding region runs from base 402 to 2759 and encodes 785 amino acids. The record is from RefSeq and is a predicted model, not a curated record. The transcript is spliced from 11 exons. Lineage: Eukaryota; Metazoa; Chordata; Actinopteri; Cichliformes; Cichlidae.
CGUUUAAAACUUAAAAAGAAGAAGAAGCAGAAAAGAAGAAGCGAGUGACUGUCGUGAAGUGGGGGUUAUGGGGGAGCUAAGCAGCUAGCUUUGAAGCUAACAGGGCUGUCUGCUGAGUCGUCGGAAAACAGCAGCUGAACUGCUCGGUAACCGAGUCUGAACGACUGCUAGCGAGAUAAACAAGACUGGUAAAUAGCCAGCGACGGCUAACCUGCUAAUGUAAACACGGAAAUUGGCAUCCCUUUUAACCCGGGUGUUGGUUAAACUGCUAACGUCGUUUGUCGUGCAAGUGCAGCGGAAUGUAAUAAGUUGGUGAAGACACACAGCGACGCGGAGUUCGAAGCAUCCAGCGUGAAUGGAAAUACACGGCAAGCGCAGCUUUAUUUUCAAGGCAAUCCACAAUGGACUCGAGGUCUCGCAGGCUUCCGUUUUGUCUGUCCAGCUCAAGGUCGUCCUACAUAUCCAGUCCUACGCAUUCAACAGUCCCAUCCUCAUCGCUGGGCUCCAGUAGGCUAUACAGCAGAGAGACGGUGCUGAAUAAUGACCGCUUCCCAAGGGCGUCAUCGCCUUACAAGGCAGAUGUCGACAAACAGAGUUCUCGUCUCCUGAGCUCGACAAGAGACUACAGUAACUCUGACAGUCGCUCCAGUAGCUGGAAGUUGCCCUCUCUGACAUCGUCCAGCAGAUCGUAUGAUUGCCAGUGGGCCGAUUCCUCUCUCAGCAGCAGGAGCAAACUGACUGACUCUGAGGCGAGGUUUGGGAUGCGCUCGGGUAUGUUGAAUGCCGUUGACGACGGCGACUCUAAAAGGGCCAAACUGUCAAGCGCCAACAGAGGAAUUUACUCAAGAAUGGCCAGCAGCUCAGUUACAGGAUCCACCUACUCCAGUAAUGGGCUUAGCAGCGGCAGAGGAGAAAAACCAAAUGACUCUCUUGAUUCUUCGUGGAGCUCAUGCCGAUUACUCUCACGGUCAUCAUCGUCAUCAUCCUCUUCAUCUUCCAAGCCGUUAUUGUCCAGAAGAGACCAAGAGACAAAGAAUGAGCCCAGUCUCUCAGGUUUGGGAGAAAGAAGAGUUAGGACUCCUGGAUUUGUUUCCUCAUUAUAUCAGACAGGCCGGGUGACCUCCACAUAUGCACAGGGAGCUCGUCCUAAAGAAACUUCCUACUCUCCCUCAUCAUCUUCUUCCUCUUCUACUCGAGAAAGCUCCCACUUGAAUCACCACUUCUCCUCUUCUCACGGGACUUCUCCUCAGGUGCAUAACUUCAGGAACAGAAGCGCAACCCGUUUUUCAAAUGGCUCAUCAACCCUCAACUCAUCUCAGGAACAAACGGAAAGGCCCGAAUCCUCCUCUCAUACUUCCUCCUCUUAUUCCUCCAACGCACCCUGGUAUGCCACUCCCGUGCCCAGACCAGAGCCCACGCUGCCGAGGCCGAUCCCUGAAGGCGCUGAACCGGAGGGCCGUCGCUCUACACGCCGCCUUUUGUCCCGUCUCUUUUCACGGCGCUCCAGCCAGGACUCUUCAAGCGGAUCUUCCAGUGUUCGUUCAGUUGAUGACGACAGCCCGUCAACUGGUGGGGAGUCGGUGGACAGCGAUGAAGGAAUCAGGAUGUCUAGUGUGGACCCCGACACUGGAAGGUCAACCAUCGGUAGCCUCAGGAAAAACAGAGCAGAUCUCAGCUCUAUCCAGGAAAGCAAUCGCGGUGACUAUCACAGUGGCCUGCCUCGACCACGAAUGGCGUCGUGGAGAGAGCCUGGUGUCAGCAAUGGAGGCGGCAGCAGCUCCUCCUGGCUUUCUUCCUCCUUCCGCGGCCGCUGUCCUCCUCUCCUCUCUCGCCUCAGAAGGCAUGCCAGGGAUGAAAGCACGCAGUCGACUGUGGCCUCAGAAGAAGGUUACAGACGGCCCCAGCGUUUACUGAGAAGGUGGGAUGAUCUUGAGCUUAAAACCUCACAGGAUGAUGGAGACGAUGAUAAUGAAGAGGAUGAAGAAGAGAAUGAAGAAGAGGAAGGAGCAGUUGGUUUAGAGGCCUUUGGUGCUGGGCGUACUUAUACAAUCGAGAAUGAAACAUUACCUGAACUCGAAGAUGCCUCCGUUGAAAUUUCACCACGGCGUAGAGUCAGGGUGUAUGAAAACAUUUCCAUUUCUGUGGGUCCUCUGGGUGGGGCUGAGAGCCAGCCUGACGACCAGAAAGAGAAGAACAUUUCCAGUAGGGAUCAAGAGAAGCUGCGCAAGAUCAAAGAAAGACUGUUGCUGGAGGAUUCUGACGAGGAAGAAGGUGAUCUGUGCCGAAUCUGCCAGAUGGGGGAGGAAUCUUCAUCCAACCCCCUGAUUCAGCCGUGCCGCUGUACGGGCAGUCUGCAGUAUGUCCACCAGGAAUGCAUCAAGAGGUGGCUUCUCUCCAAAAUUGGCUCAGGUGCAAACCUCGAAGGCAUCACAACGUGUGAACUCUGUAAGGAGAAGCUGCGUUUGAACAUUGAUAACUUCGACAUUCAGGAGCUGUACAGGACGCAUGUGCAAUCUGAAUAUGACGAGUUCAUCAGUAGUGGUCUCUACCUGGUGGUCCUGCUGCAUUUCUGUGAGCAAAGGUUCUCAGAUGUCCUCGGAGCGGUCGAUACAGCUGGGUUAUUCAACCUGGUGAGAAUUCUUCAUGAACACAUGGACAAUCUUGAAAUUCCCCAUGGAGAAAGUGACGAGGAGGUGCGAGACAACAGACCGUCCAUCGAGUUUUCGGACCUGGAUGACGAUCUCGAAGAGGAGUACUAAAUAUGUGGGAAAGAAUAAAAGUAGGUCAGACGAUCUGCAAUUGCAGGGCUUCUCAUUCCAGGGGGCUCACCAGGUUUCACACAGGCUUUGACAUCUGAAAUGCAACAGCGGCUACAGAUGCCAAGUGCACAGAACAUGUCUCAACUUUUCUGCAGAUAUGCAAACUUGGAAUGAAUUAGUACACAAAAUAUUUAGGUUAAUACCACUAUAUUGUUUCCCUGAGAGUGCACUUUAAUUCAGUUAUAAUUCAAUUAAAAUGCAAGUUUUUUUUCUCUUUUUUUUUAAAAACUGUUAUACCACAAGUGCUUUAAUGUUGAGAUGAAAAAGCAGAAACAGAAUGGGACUGUGGUAACAAGUGAUAUGUACUUGGUGUGAUGGCGAUUGCGAGCUUUGGGGGAAAAUAAUAAUAAAAAAUGAAAUUAUUCUUUUGUGUUUUUCUCUGAUUAUUUUUUGUUUCCCAGUUAGGAAUAUGAUAAAAAUAGAAAAGGCCGGGGGGGACGUACAAAGACAGGACAGUUUGUCAAUGGUGUAUCAUAAUUGCUUUGUAUGUACACAUCUCGUUUAAUGCUUCUAAUUUUGGGAAUAAAGAAUAAUUGCACACUG